AUGCCGCUGGAUUGGGAGUGGGGCCUUCUGCCUCUCAGCUCCCUCAACCCUCCAACUGACGAAGCCAAGCAACGCUUCCCUCGCAUCGCGGCGGAGCAGCGAGGCCCUCCCCGGAACCGGGCUCUGGAUAAGGUUGAUCCGGAUCCUUAUAUCCACUGGACCGACCUCAAGAUGGGCCGGACUCACACUUCACGCCCCGACGCUCCCUCAGCCAGCACCAACCCGCAGGUCCACGAACACGUGGUUCCGCUGCAGGCCGAGGUCGGCCAUGAGUUUCUGGAGAAGCUCAGCUCCCAGGAGAAGAGAAAGGCUCCGGCACCUGAAGCCAGCUCCAGCGAGGUUCCUCCCGCCAAGCGCCCAAAGAAGCCCUCUAAGAGGCAUUAUCCCAGCGCUCAAGAUUUCCAAGAGCGCUUCCGGCAUGCCUCCGGAAAGCUCCGAAGACGCCGCAAGGCCUUCACCUCCUCCUCAACAAAGUCCGAUUACCGCGCGGAGGAGGACAUCGUCUCCACUCCUAAGAACCAAGACACCGGCGCCAGCAACACCAGCGCCGAUACUGAAGAUGCCGGGCAGACGGAAACUUUGGUUUCCACCGUCCCCCAAAAGAAGAAGAAGACUUCCGCUUCCUCCCCCUCUACGUCUGUUCCGAAAACUUCCGCGCCGGGCGCGCCUGAUGCCUCUGCACCGCCCAAGUCUACUUCCAUGCCCCCUCCAGCAAGUUCAGCCGGAGGUUCCAGCGCGGCCAAGCCUCCAACACCGCCGCCAAGCCAAGAGCCCGUUGUGGCCAAAACUAAGCUGAUGCCGCCGCCAGAAGGCGCCAAGCUGCGCGUGUCGGAACAUUUUAAGGCGAAGGCAACGACUUCCGACCCGCAGUCGCUGGUGCUACACUCCGGCCCCGCCGCUGUCGUGGCUGGAGAGAGAGCUACCGGCCUGCUAGGCCGGAUCACAGAGCUCAAGCGCGAGGGCCGCGAGCUGGGGCACUUGCUUGAUUAUGCUGAGAAGUGGAAUCAAGCAGAUGUGUCCGCGGCUACGCGCGGCGUGGGGAAGGACCGGCUUCCUAUCAUCGAUCCGGCCGGCCCCCGGAGCACCGAAGAACACUUCAUGCGACUCAAGCGCGUAGUGAAGGAGUUCGACAAUGCGUGGCAUGGCGCCACCAGCAAUGUGGUGGUUUUGUUCUUUCCGGAUUCAUAUAUAUCCUCCCAGUUCCCGACCAUUCCGGAAGCCUCCCUUGAGGCCCUCAAGACCCAGGUUGGCAACCUCCAAGCUGAAAAGGAGCAGCUCAUCCGGGACCACCAGAAGGCCUUGGACGCCCAGAAAACCAUCUCCAGGGAGCUCAAGGAGCAGGCUAUCCAGGCCACGCUCCGGCAUGACCAAGAGCUAAAGGAUGCCAAGGCAGCAGCCGAGGCCAGGCUGGCGGAGGUUGUGGAUGAUUCCGCGAACUCCACCGCGGUGCUGAGGGCAGAGCUGGAGGAAAUGGGCAAGUUCCAGAAGGCUGCCGAAGACCAGGUCGCCCGCUUAACCGCGGAGCAGAAGGAGUACGAUGAGCUGGUUACGCGAACCGACGCGCUCGCCCUCAGACUCUUUCCGGACUCGCAGGUGCACACGCAAAAGAAAGUUUCAGAUCGCCGGAUUGCACAGCAAUUCCAAAAUCUGGCCGCGCCUUGGGAUCCUUAUGAUCACUUGGUUGCUCUUUCUGCCCGCGUCCAGCAUAUGCGCACUGUGGACCGGCAUCUCGACGACCUGCCUGACGUAGCGAUCCAGCUCUAUAAGGUCUUGUGGCCUGGGGAAGCGCUGCCGGCAAACCUGACGCUCACCUCCGAGCGGCUGAAAGAUGCCAGGCGAAGGAUCCGCGAGUGGCACUUGCGUCAGGAAGCUCCCACCGACACGGAUCCGGUCCUCACCGCGAAGCGGAAGGACCGUGCCUACCAGAUCGCGGAGUACGCCCCGGUGCGCACCUUUAUUCCCCCUCCUCCUGGAGUUGAAGAUUGGCUCAACGACGAAGGAGAAGAAGAGGAGGAGGAAGAAGAGGAUGCCGAAGACGCGCCCCCGGAAGGUCCAGAGGCCGGUGAUGCUCCCCCUGAAGCCCCCAUUGCCUGA
Messenger RNA from Lolium perenne, 2094 nucleotides. NCBI's taxonomy places the organism in Eukaryota, Viridiplantae, Streptophyta, Magnoliopsida, Poales, Poaceae. The record is from RefSeq and is a predicted model, not a curated record.